AUGGAGUCAAGGACAAGCUCGUCCCACGAGAUGAGUUUCACGGUUCUAAGCUCCGCCGCACCAGUUAUGGCGCCUCGAGUAGGGACAUUAGCUCUGGCAGGGCGGCAGGCCCUUGCGACGCCGAAUCUUGUACCACUCACCUCGAGGGGUACCGUGCCACACAUUUCACAUGAUAUGGUGCGCAAAGAGACUGCAAUCAAGAAUUUUUACGUUGGCUUAGAAGACUUCAUUGAACGAAAACAUCCCGCUCCGAUAUAUAGUGUCCCCGUCAAAGCCAAUGAAUCACCACUUAAGAAAUUCAUAUGUCUCAAGAAUGACGAUAUCGUGCUCUUGGGAUCACGCCGAUUCCCUGCGAUUGCAUGUCCGCCUAAUAAUACCGAGACCUCCAUCGCGAUCUCGACAUCUGUUGGAUUCCGACAACUGGAAUCGUCAAGGUAUAUAGAGGCCAUACAGACGUUGAAGCCGGACAUUGCCAUUGGUAUGGCCGAUCUGGUCAUUGGAAGAGCCCCGGGCUUGAAAAGGCGGGGGAAGAUGGUGGAUCGCACACAUGCGUAUACUCGCGAUGCGCUGGACAAAUUGUUUGGACCAUCGGUGACGGAGGGGAAACCGCGGAGCACAAAUUACUUUGCGCCAAUUCUACCGCUGGACAAUGCGCAGCAAUCCAUUUACCUGGACGAUUUGGCAGAGGAGUUUCGAGAUCGAAUUUCAGGCCUCGCUCUUUACGAGUCUGCUUCCUUGAGCUUCAUCUCUGAGUCGUUGAGCACUCUUCCUCGAUUGUUGCUGAGCGAGCCGACAAGCCCCCAUGACGUUCUGCGGGAGAUCGCUCUGGGAGCUGAUCUCCUGACCGUCCCUUUCCUGCAGACAUGCUCGGAUGCGGGUAUUGCUCUUGAUUUCACCUUCCCAGCCCCGCCGGCGACUUUGGCUCGAAGCGAGGCACAGCCCUUGGGUUUCGACCUCUGGUCUUCAGAAAACACCAAGAAUACGUCGCCGUUGGCCGACGGAUGCGAAUGCUAUGCUUGUCGGAAGCACCAUCGAAGCUAUUUCAACCACCUUCUGCGCGCCAAAGAGAUGGCAGCGUGGGCUUUGCUGCAAAUCCAUAAUCACCACGUAAUGGAUCGCCUGUUCGCAGGUGCUCGCACAAGCAUCGAGCGCGGAACAUUUGAACAAGACGUGCAGGACUUCAACCGCGCAUAUGUCUCUGACUUGCCAGAUCGAACCGGCGAGGGUCCCCGGUUGCGUGGGUAUCAAAUGCCUGCUGCUGGUCCUAACCAGCCUCGCAGGAUGCCUAAGGUCUAUGGUCGUUUGGAUGAUCUUUCGCAGAAAUUCGCCGAGUCUGAAUCGUCCGUGGCCACGCCAGAUACGGACGCCGAUGGCCUUGAAAAACAUGGCUUCGCGGGUAAGGUAUAA
Penicillium diatomitis is the source of this 1407-nucleotide messenger RNA. RefSeq names its product tRNA-ribosyltransferase family protein. The record is from RefSeq and is a predicted model, not a curated record. The transcript has 3 exons. The coding region runs from base 1 to 1407 and encodes 468 amino acids. NCBI's taxonomy places the organism in Eukaryota, Fungi, Ascomycota, Eurotiomycetes, Eurotiales, Aspergillaceae. Gene Ontology annotation, molecular function: tRNA-guanosine(34) queuine transglycosylase activity.